This is a messenger RNA of Soboliphyme baturini, 441 nucleotides long. NCBI's taxonomy places the organism in Eukaryota, Metazoa, Nematoda, Enoplea, Dioctophymatida, Soboliphymatidae. The record is from the annotation of a GenBank genome assembly.
AUGGCGGUCGCCGUCGAAGAAAACGUUGACCAGACCAGCAGAGAGCCGAAGUCGCCCUCGCCAGGAGACGUUGGGAGCCGUCCGAAGGUCCCUGCCGUUUCGGCCACCACCACCAUUAGCACCAUUGCCAUAAAAGCCGGAGACACGUCGAGGCUGGUGCUAGCAGUACUGAAGUGUGGUGACGUGACGGAGAUACGCGUCGACAAAAUGGAACCGUCUCUACUGGAUAUAGGUGAUGGUUACGACAUGGCGCUGCAGCGACAACAAGAGCACGUGAAUCUGAUGGAAAAGCUGGAGGAAGCACACCGAAUGAUCAUGCAGUUUGUCCUCCUGACAUUUGGUCGCAUAGGAAUGAUCGCAUCGAACUUCGCGGUGACCGUUACCCCUCCACUUAUCCAUAUCGAACGUCGAAACGGGAUUUUUGAGCCGAGGAAUAAAUAA